CUGACUUUCUCGAUGCUAAGGGGACUCAUCAUGUUUAUGGCGGGUUUUGGGAAAGAUUUUACAAUCAUCCAUCAAGUCUAUCGAUUCAGACGAUAUGACACAGCAUGCAAAAUGGACGCGUAUUCUUCUCUCGAUGGCAGUAAAAAAAAGCGAUCCUCAAGAUCUACUUCAAUGCAUGACGUCUGUCAUAGAACAAGAAGCGUAUAAAAAGGUAACCUAUCCUCAUGAGGAGCUCUAUUACUUGAUUGUGGUAGCUUGGAAUGAAGGUAUCACGUGUUAUUUAAAAUCAGAGGUACAACAGGGGCAGAACUGGUGUAGAAUGGCGUUUGAUCUAUUAAAAUACCUUAAAGAUGAUGUAACCAAAGCUCAGCUUGAAGCGCAGAUGAACGAAGCCCACAAAUUCUUUACUCAUACCUCUAUUGCGAGUGAAGGAAAAGAAGAGCAAGAAGACACAGAAAAUGGAUGGCUGUAGUUAUACAACAGAUAAAUGGUUGUUUGCUAAUAGACUCACUCUAAAGGAGUUGGUUACGUAUAUUCAUAGCUGCCUAUUUUCAAUACAAUUG
Messenger RNA from Mycotypha africana, 563 nucleotides. RefSeq lists its product as uncharacterized. The record is from RefSeq and is a predicted model, not a curated record. Lineage: Eukaryota; Fungi; Mucoromycota; Mucoromycetes; Mucorales; Mycotyphaceae. The transcript has 4 exons. Gene Ontology annotation, biological process: regulation of synaptonemal complex assembly. The coding region runs from base 95 to 472 and encodes 125 amino acids.